This is a messenger RNA of Huiozyma naganishii CBS 8797, 708 nucleotides long. RefSeq lists its product as uncharacterized. NCBI's taxonomy places the organism in Eukaryota, Fungi, Ascomycota, Saccharomycetes, Saccharomycetales, Saccharomycetaceae. The record is from RefSeq and is a predicted model, not a curated record. The coding region runs from base 1 to 708 and encodes 235 amino acids. The transcript has a single exon.
AUGGGUGUUUCGCACACCCUCCCCCAGAACAAUGCGCAUGUGAAUCGAGUGCAGGCAGUUUCUUUUUUUUCCCGCGAUAAGGGAUGUGUGCAUGCACUGCACAAGUGUUCCGCAACACAGAGCGCCCCGCACGGCACGGUGUCCCGCACCCGUGCGCCACACACUGCAGCGCCACAGCAGCAAGAAAAAGUCGCCGCGCGCUCCGUCUGCCUUUCCGUUUCCGGGGCAUCGGGGCGGGACCCAUUGUGUGCUGGGGGGAAAAGGGGGAGCGGCGGGCGGCGGCCUGGGCGGCGGCCGUCUAGACUCGCUGCUCCUUCCCAAUGGGGCAACACGCAGCAACGCGCGCUUAUGCAACAAAGGCAAGGGAGCGGGAGAGAGACAGCCGUCUGUGUCCUUGCCUUUGUUGCAGUCACCCCCCCAUCCACUGCGUCCUGUCCUGCGUCCGGAGAGUUUCUGUUACACGCUGCCAGGGGCCGGUGUGGAGAAGUCAGGACCGGGAGGACGCGGGGGGCGGGCCUGAGCUGGGCCCGGAGGGGGGAGGUGGUAUCGUCUACUUUGAAACUCCGAAUUUACGGUCUACUGCUGCUGCGCUGCUGCUGCUACUUUCUCUGUUCUCUCGGGGUCCCGCCCUUCUGGGCCCUGGCUGCCUCUUCGUCACUGUCCCCUGCCCACCAGUUGAUCGAUUUCAACUGGUGCCUGACGCAGUGA